Linum trigynum is the source of this 1646-nucleotide messenger RNA. Lineage: Eukaryota; Viridiplantae; Streptophyta; Magnoliopsida; Malpighiales; Linaceae. The record is from the annotation of a GenBank genome assembly.
AAAUAUGAAAAUCAACUUCAUUAUAUGACUAAUUCAGUCUAUGUACUUAAUUUGGAGAUGAAAUUGAGUAUAACAAACACACAAACCUAACCCUAAAUGAACACAAAUAAUAAAAUUUUCAAGUAAUUGAAAUUAAAACUUAGAUUUUACUUUGUUGUUAAAGAUUGAUGAUGUCAAACAAAGUAAUUUUGUGUUGCUGGCUUGUUGCUCCCCUACCCUGCUCACGAUUGAAAAGAGAAGGAUUUUUGGAGGUGAAGGACGGAGAACGAAAGUCUGGAGCCUAGAAAUAGUUUGGAUUUGUUGUGUAGGAGCCGGAAAUAUGGGUGGUGGGUGGAGGUUCGGCGAGCUUGGAGCCGGAGAUGGAGAGCUUGGGGGCUGGAGGAUGGAUAGCUUGGAGGUUGGGCGAGCUCGGCUUGCAACUCGCAGCGCCUCUGCUACCGCUGGGUGGAGGAAGAACGAAAUUGUAACUGGGGAUUGCUGGGAUAGACGAUUAGAGUUUUGCGUUUUGAUAUUAGGACAGAUAAUUAACAUUGAUAUAAUUAAACAUGUAUGUAUUACAAAUGAAAAACUCUUAGUCGAGAUGGUAAAGAUUUCUCAUUGUCAACCACUAGAUUAGUUGUUCGAUCCUUGCUUCCUACUACAUAUAUUGGAUUUUUUCCCGUCCCAAAGCCAAGGGGGGUGCAUGCACCCCCCUCAAGUGUGCACAGCUCCGCCACUGCUCGUGAGUGGCUUUCGUUUGAGAGAGCAUGUUAGUGUUGUGGUAUAUGAUCCAGGAUUAAAUCUCUCCCAAUAAUUUGAAGUGAUUGGAAGUUACAGGGAAAAUGCAGCAGGGAGGGGAAGAACAGAGAUGGCCCGUUCUCCGGAGAAGCUUUCUAGGUUCUGAAUUCACAUGCAGUCAAAUAUCAUCGGACGCAUCAUCUCGUCAAUUUAUCUUUCUCGACAAUUUAUCGCGGAUUAAAGGGAAUAUGCCGCUAUCAUGUUAUCAUCUUCUUUGUUCUUCCAAGUUCUCUGUACUCUUUUGAGUUUUGACUACCAACUAGGACGAUAAAAUGGACAAUUCACUACCCUCUGGUUCUGCCGCUGCGCUGCGUUUUGUUGCCUGGGGCCUCCCAAACCCUAAAAACCCUACCCAGGCCAGCGACCCGCCCCCUCUGCUCUUUUCGUUUUUUACGAGACCCGCCGCGCCUGACCUCUCUCCAGCUCUCCUCUUCUCGUCUUCCUCUCCUUCUGCUGGCGGCGACGGCGACGACGAGCGCGCUUCCCCAGCCAUCACCGACUCUCGUCUCGGCCUUCCCUCGCCGACGCCCGACGCGACGCAGUCGCCAGCAUUCCCAGUUCCCAUUCCUCUCCUCCGCGGCUCCGCCACAUUCCGGCUUCCCCGCCGCCGCCAGGCCGCCCCGCCAUCUCCUCGCCGUCCUGCCGUCCUCGCCUCUUGCCGUCUGCCGUCCUUGGAGCAUUGAGGUAAGAAUUGGUUUCCCGUUUCCCUGCUGUGGCCUGUGUGUUGAAUUAUGAUUUUACCCACCCGAGCUGUGUGUUUGAGGAAUAGGAAUUUAUGAAUGUUGAUAUGUUGAUUAUGUGAAUUAUGAUUUACGAGUGCUGUGUGUUUGCCUGUUUGAUAAUCAGAGCAAGAAAGGAAGGGCAUUUUU